Helobdella robusta is the source of this 342-nucleotide messenger RNA. RefSeq lists its product as hypothetical. The annotation marks the transcript as partial. The record is from RefSeq and is a predicted model, not a curated record. Gene Ontology annotation, molecular function: calmodulin binding. Lineage: Eukaryota; Metazoa; Annelida; Clitellata; Rhynchobdellida; Glossiphoniidae. The transcript has 3 exons.
GCAGCAGCCACAAAAAUUCAAGCGGGCAUCAGAGGCAUGAACACGAGGAAGCAACUCAAUCAACAACGGAAGUCGAAUGAGGAACACAAAUCACGUGACGGGAAAGCAAACAACCAAUCAAAGUCCAGAUCGUCCGCAAACGCCCACAACGAUGAUCGCAACGACGACGACAACGAUGUUGAUGAGGGGGGCAAAUCGUACAGAAGUCAACCCGCUACGAAAAUUCAGGCUGGAAUUCGAGGCAUGCAGACAAGAAGAUCCGUCAAAAUUGAAUCAGUCAACACCGCAGCCACCAAAAUCCAAGCAGGCAUUCGCGGAAUGAAAGCUCGCAAGGACGUGAAA